CUCCACGCUGUACGUCACUGAAGGCUGUGAUGGCGGAGGUGGACGGUAGCGACAUAAUGAUGACUUACCACGGUGAUUUCUCAAAAAACGAGAGAAAAAGCAGCCGCUACCCGUACUGCAUCGUCUGGACACCUAUUCCCAUUUUAUCGUGGGUGCUCCCCUUCAUUGGUCACAUGGGUAUCUGCACAUCUUCUGGAGUCAUACGGGAUUUUGCAGGAUCCUAUUUUGUCUCGGAGGACAACAUGGGGUUUGGUCGACCCACAAAGUUUUGGAAACUGGAUGUGGACAAGGUCUGUGGUAACGGUGCCGCCACGUGGGACCAAGCUGUGCACGACGCAUCUGAAGAAUACAAAUGCAGGCCGCAUAAUCUGUGCUUCGAUAACUGCCAUUCUCACGUUGCCAUGGCCUUAAAUCUGAUGCGAUACGACAACAGCUCCUCCUGGAACAUGGUGAACCUGUGUAUGCUGUCCUUCGUUCAUGGGAAACACGUGAGCUGGGCUGCUGUCCUCAAGACCUGGCUGCCCUUCGUCAUGCUCUGCGGAGUCCUCACCACCUUCAUCCUGACACUCAACCUUCAUUAGGACGGCGAGCGGCACGAGGAGACCGCUUCUGGUUACACUUUAUACACAACCACUGACGUGAAUGGUGUGCGUUUUGACGGGACUUUUGUUAGAACAACAAAUGCCAGACGAAGGAGUCCGGUGUGUUUUGUAAUCUAACGGAAAAACGUCAGGAGGAACAUCCCAUUUUUUUUCCUUUUAUCGUUUAUUUAUGUUGUAUUAUUUCAGUGAGACACACCACAAGCUCAACACAUCCUUCGUUUGCAAUAUAUCCAUCUGCACUUGAUGGGCUCUAUCAUUAAAUAUAACAAACCUCUCCAUAUGAUAUACCGCCACAGUGACGCUUAUUAGCUGUAUUUGUCCAGAACGGCAGUGAUGAAUGUAUUUCCAGACGCUUUUCUGUUUUUCUCAGUGAUGAAUCGCCACAAAACGGUUCGCAAAAAAUCUCAAUGCUGGUGAGCCCUCAUCAAUUAUUAGAGAUGAGCCGCUACCAAAUAAAAAAUGAGGGAAUACCUUUGUGUGAGAAAUUGUGAGUCCAUUUUCCUCUGCAGUGUAAAAAAAAUAAUAAAACGAGCUAAAUGCAUUUUUAUUAUUAUCAUUAUUAUUAUGUAUGGCUGGGCAGAAACUGAAUGCUUUCCAAUUGUUUCAGCCUCAAACUGAAACGUUACUGGACUUCAACACUACUGGACUGCAUUUUGUUUUUAAAACUAUGUAGUGAGAUGAUCAUUAUUUAUAGUUGUGCGUUUGUUUAAAUCUAUGGUUUUAUAGGUAAAAAGGAUUAUUUGUCUGUGGUGUACGCUGUGGGAACCCUUUCCUGUCCUCUGUACCUUUAAGGGAAUCUUUUUUUUAAUCCAGCAGUUACUGUGUGAWAUGAACAACCAUCGAUUUAUGGGAACCCUUAUUCCCCACAGUGGAGCAGAUGAGAAAGCUCUCUCAGUAUUUCACACUUUCUCUGUAUUAAAUUUGUCUGAUAGCAAAAAAAAAAAAAACAUUUUCUCUGCUCAUUAUUUUCCAGUUGGUUUGUUCGGGUUAAGGAUGUGCAUUUUUGCAUUGGGUGUGUUUUUGGGAGUUCUCCUAGUUUUCGUGCCCUGCCGGUGUUCGGGCUGUCCUCCUGGCUGUGAGUGUUUCGCGGUCACCCACACAGUAAAAUGCGUCUCCAGGUCUCUGCUCAGGGUGCCACAAAACAUCCCGGGACACGCCAGGACCGUCGUCGUCACCGGGAAUAAUAUUCACCAGAUCGGAGCCGAUUCGUUUGCAGAGCCUGAGAACAUCACUAACAUCAUUUUAAGCAAUAACAGGUGAGAAUGUCAGUGUCGUUUGUUUCUCAGUUAUGCAUAUGAAGCACGACUAACUUUGUUGAUGUAUACAUAAUAAACAAUUCAUGGCUUUAUCA
Molecule: messenger RNA, 1953 nt
Organism: Austrofundulus limnaeus
Lineage: Eukaryota; Metazoa; Chordata; Actinopteri; Cyprinodontiformes; Rivulidae
Product: transmembrane protein 222
Exons: 6
Coding region: 30-581 (183 amino acids)
Source: RefSeq, a predicted model, not a curated record